CCACACAGGCUCCCUCUAACGGCCAAUAGUAAUGCAAACCAUUUCAACCCGUAUUUUUCUGAACACUUCCAUAUGUCAAAUAUUUGUGUGUGGUAGCACUGACAAUUUCCGUCCUCCAUCUUUUUGCUUUGAGGUUUUCAAGAUGCCGCCAAAGAAGGACGCAAAAUCGUCGGCUAAACAGCCACAAAAAACACAAAAGAAGAAGGAAGGUAGCGGUGGCGGCAAAGCCAAGAAGAAGAAGUGGUCCAAAGGAAAAGUCAGGGACAAGUUGAACAAUCAAGUUCUUUUCGAUAAGGCUACCUACGAAAAGUUGUACAAGGAAGUUCCCCAGUACAAAUUGAUUACUCCCUCUGUAGUCUCUGAACGUUUGAAGAUCCGCGGUUCCUUGGCCAAGCGUGCUUUGAUUGAAUUGCGCGAGAAGGGUUUGAUUAAACAAGUCGUCCAACACGCCUCUCAAGUCAUUUACACACGUGCCACCAAGGGUGAUGAUGCGUAAAUGUGUCGUUAACAUUUCCCUAAGACAUGUUUUACAUAUUUUUUUGUAUUAAAUGACUUAAAGGUAAAAAAAGAAAA
Molecule: messenger RNA, 573 nt
Organism: Musca domestica (house fly)
Lineage: Eukaryota; Metazoa; Arthropoda; Insecta; Diptera; Muscidae
Product: small ribosomal subunit protein eS25
Exons: 3
Coding region: 32-496 (154 amino acids)
Cellular component (GO): cytosolic small ribosomal subunit
Molecular function (GO): structural constituent of ribosome
Source: RefSeq, a predicted model, not a curated record